This is a messenger RNA of Cajanus cajan (pigeon pea), 573 nucleotides long. The record is from RefSeq and is a predicted model, not a curated record. NCBI's taxonomy places the organism in Eukaryota, Viridiplantae, Streptophyta, Magnoliopsida, Fabales, Fabaceae.
AACAAAGUCAAAGAAAUACAAGCUUACAUUCAAAAUUGGAUGUUCGACUCAAAUAAAAAAGUUUACUUGGCCCCUUAUUUUUCUGAUGCUCAUUGGCAACUUUUAGUUAUUUGUCCUAUGGACAACAUAGCUGUAUGCAUUUGCUCGUUGCAUAAACCUCCUCCUAUGGAUUUUAGACAAUUAUUAGAUAGGGCCAUGGAAGGAUAUCAUAUACUUAAGGGUUCAAAGAUGAAGAAAAAAAUGAGUUGGGUCUCUCCUAAAUCUCAUAAACAAAAAGGAAAUUAUGAGUGCGGACACUAUGUAAUGAAGACAAUGCAUACUAUUGUCGAUUCACAAAUAGUAUCUGGGUGGACUGAAAUAUUUAUAGAUCGAUCACCAUUGCCGCUAGAAGACAUAAACAUCAUUAGGGAGCAAUGGGCCACAUUUUUUAUUGACCAUUACUUUAACUAGUUUGAGCUUAUGUUUUAUAGUAUUGCUUUAACUAGUUAGAACUUACAUUUCAUUGAGCAAUGUAGUUCAUUUAUGUAUUAGAUGUACUUAAAACUAUUCAAUUAUAUAUAUGAUUAACAUUUA